CCGGAAGCGGAAGUCGGAGGUCAACCUCGUCAUUUCCUUCAGUGAAAGGAACGCAACGGAUCUCUUUUUGCUCCUCUCAGUUGCUCGGCCGGUUUCUUAGAAUGAAGGAGGUGAAAAGCGAGCGGGAGCGGGGAAGCCGGCGGAGGCACCGGGACGGGGACGUCGUGGCGGCGGCGGCGACGGUGGUGGUGAAGCAGGAGCGCCUCAGCCCCGAGUCCGCGCCUCCCGCCCAGCGGCGCCCGGACUCCUCCGGCGGCAGCCCGUCCCCGCCGGCCGGCGAGCCGGGCCGCGCUGGUCGCCGCGGGAGCCGCGUCCGAGGAGGCAGCCGGUCCCCAGCAAAAAAAAAAAGUAAGACCUCAGGGAGAAGAAGCAAGUCUCCCCGGAGCAAGAGAAGCCGAAGUCCUCACCACUCAACAGUUAAAGUGAAGCAGGAGCGGGAGGAUCAUCCCAGAAGAGGACGGGAGGAUCGGCAGCACCGUGAGUCAUCUGGACAGGAACACCGGCGAGCUAGGAACAGUGACCGAGAUAGACACCGGGGCCAUUCCCACCAGAGGAGAACCUCUAAUGAGAGGCCUGAGAGUGGGCAGGCUCAAGGCCGGGAUCGAGACAGUCAGAACCUGCAGACUCAGGAAGCAGAGCGGGAGUUUUAUAAUGCCCGGCGAAGAGAGCAUCGCCAGAAGAAUGAAGUUAGUGCCGGUGCUAAUGAGUCUCAGGAGUUGGCUCCUCGACCUGGCAGCAACAAUAAAGACAAAGAGGUGCCUGUUAAAGAAAAACCAAGCUUCGAACUUUCUGGAGCACUUCUUGAGGACACCAACACCUUCCGGGGUGUAGUCAUUAAAUAUAGUGAGCCCCCAGAAGCACGGAUCCCAAAAAAACGGUGGCGUCUCUACCCCUUUAAAAAUGAUGAAGUGCUUCCAGUCAUGUACAUUCAUAGACAGAGCGCUUACCUCCUGGGUCGACAUCGCCGAAUUGCGGACAUUCCCAUUGAUCAUCCCUCUUGUUCAAAGCAGCACGCCGUCUUUCAGUAUCGGCUUGUGGAAUACACCCGUGCAGAUGGGACAGUUGGCCGCAGGGUAAAGCCGUACAUCAUCGAUCUUGGCUCAGGCAAUGGGACAUUCUUGAACAACAAGCGCAUUGAGCCUCAGAGAUACUAUGAACUGAAAGAAAAGGAUGUACUUAAGUUUGGGUUCAGCAGCAGAGAAUAUGUUCUGCUUCAUGAAUCCUCUGACACCUCUGAAGUGGACAGGAAAGAAGAUGAGGAUGACGAGGAGGAGGAGGAAGUAUCUGACAGCUAGCAAACUAAGAAACCACCCAAACUCUUGAGACCUUUUCUUCAGAGGCUUUGGGAUUAACUCAGGGAGCACUGCGGUGCUCUCUGUAAUGCCUCUUAUUGCCUUAAGUCUUUGUUGCUGACCAGCUUAUGUUACAGUGUAAGAACACUGACUUCUCUUUGGUUGGACUUUUUCCUGUGGCACAUCAGCCACCUGCCUGUGGGCAUUUGUUUUCAGAACAGUUUCACCAACACAUCGUUUUUAGUAGAAGCGUUGUGGCUUUAGUUGGUGCUUUAAAAACUGCUGCCUAGGAAACUCUAACCCCUUGGUUAGGGGAGAAUCGUGGCUUGUUCUCUUUGUACAGUUAUUUAUAUAGUUGGUAAGCUUUGUGGACCGGGUUUUUGUUUUGAGGGCAAUCCCCAAAACAGAUUCUUACUAUGCUUUGGUUAACACCAAAACAGCCUCCACUGUAUACCAAAACUUUGACCUGGUUGAGCUCUUGAGUCAUAGAAGUUGAUUUUGCACUUCAUCUUUGGGGGUUGGGAAUUUACCACAUGACCUCACUAUUGACUGUUGGACUUACACAGAUGCUUUGUGGAGCCUGCUUAAGCACUUGACCGUACAUGGCUGCUGCCAGUGGGUGCUGGGUGAGUGUCACAAAAGGCUGAAAGGGGUCAUGGAUCUGUUUCCUGGGAGAGAAUUCUGAUUUCUCCAUGGAACAUGUACAUAACAAUUUGGAUCAUUUUAUCUGUUCUUCAACUUUGCAUUUUUAUUCAAACAUUAUUCUUUUUUCCUUUGAGAAACAUGGUCAUUUUUGUGUCAGGGUCCUUGCUUUAUUCUAACAAUAUGUGUAUCUGUCUAAAGGAGGUUGUGUAGUUUACAUGUUUCAUCUUUUUAAACAAAGUUCAGAUAGGUGGUAUUUCCAUUCCCAAGGCUGGAAAGCAUGGGGAUUGCCCAGUUUUCUAAUUUUCCACAGAGGAAUAUAUGUAAGUAGAAAAGGCAUAACUACUUACAUAUAUAUAUAUUGUGUGUGUGUACAUAUAUAUAUAUAAACUUGUGUGUGAAAGCUGCAUUCUGAUUUUCAUAUGAGAAUGUUUUGUGAUGUAAAUGUAAUACUGCAUUAAGGCAAAGGCCUCCCUGCAUUUGACGAGCAGGUGUUCAUUUAUAUGUAAUUUUGGGAUAAAAAAUAAUAAAAUUUGUAAAUAUAGCCCCAUUUCAAAGGGUAAUACUUUCCUAGCAGACAGGACCUUGUGUCAGUAGGUCUAUUUGUUGCUAAUGGAAUCUUUGUAUCAGUAUUCUUGAGGUAAAAACAGGUAGUUGUGGAGGGUGUGAUGGGGCGAGAGGAGGAGACAGUAAACAGGAAUAAGAUCUGGCAUCCAGAUCUCCAAAUCUUGGCAAGAGAAUGUUGGUCCUGUUGAAGCAGCAGCUCCAGUUUUCUGAAUUGGUGGUGCAGGGGUUUUCCUCCCCAGCAUAGUUACCCACAGUGGGGUGCACACUAUUCAUCCUGCCUGCCUGUCUAUGCCUUUCUACCUGAGGUGUUGAUGGGCUGGCCUGGGAGCUGGGAGAGAUGGUGCAGCUCAGUCAGUGCCACUUGGACUGAAACUUAAUGGUCCUGUUAGAUUGUCUUUUCCAUUCAGGUCUCACAUGCCUGCAUUUAUUUACUCAGGGCUGAAUGUUGACUUGUGUGGGUAGGGACAGCUGCCUAAGGUUUACUCAAAAGAAAUGAAAAGAUCUCUUGGAAGUGAAAACACUUGAUAAGGUCAAUUCAUUGAAAAGUAAGAUGAGGAGAAGCUACAACGAUUGGUACCCUGCUCCCAAAAUAGUCUACCUUAGUCCUUAGGACUGCUGUUUUCCUAAUUUUGUCACGUGUUUCGUAUGUGCAUGUCUAAAGGUUCUGUUUUGAUGAGUUUUUCUCUUGAGCCAAACUGUUGGUUUUCUAUUUCUGGGGUUGGGCACUAAUCUGGCAUCUCUCUCCAGGGCCUCCUUGUUCAGUUUGUGCCACCACUACUGCUCCCUGGUAGACUUGGGCUUUGCUUCAAACACCAUCCUUAUGGCCACAAUGGUAGAUGACCACUUUGCCUUCAUUUCUCAAUAAGAGAUCCUAAUUGUGUAUUAUGUUCGCUUUAGUAGAGGAAUAGCUUUCUGGGUUAUGACAUUCUUCAUGCCAGGCAUAAGGGAAGGUGUUCACCCUACCAUUUUGGUUUUUGUUUUCCCCCCAAAAGAAAGAGGGUCAAAGACAAGACAAUACCCACCUCCAUGCCAGAUAUCACCAGCUGGUUACUAACUUGAAGUUAACAUAAGGUAAAUGCUUUUUUCUUGAAGUAAUUCAUUAAAUAACUCAUGUUCAUCUUAGCUCUGCAAUUUUUUUCAUUACCCAUCUUCUCCCCGGCUGGCUUGUCUGGAAAUGAAGCUGUUUAUGAAACAGCCCUUUGCUUCUGACUUCCUCCCAAGUCCUCUGGUGGUCUACAGUUCUGCUGAGGUCUGGGACAGAAUCAUCAGAUUUUCCCUAACUUGCCUCCUCUAGUCAUCCUUAGUUCCCUCACUCUCACAGCAACAAAGGAUAGUCCAUUGAGUGCGGCUGAUGAUGUAACUUGGAAAUACACUGUAUCUUGGUGAUAAGCAAAAGCAGAGCAAUACAGAUAACUGAAAAAAAUUUUUAAUUUUGUAUUAUUUUAUUGAGACUACCAGUCUACAAUAUCACUUGGUUUUAAAGACUUAAAAUUUAAAUCUAUAUUUCAGGUUUAUUAUUUGGUAUGGUGCACGGAUGGUUAUUUACUUUUUUUUUUUAACAUCCUUCCCUUUGAGGAAUUGAUGUCGUGAUGUGAGGAACGAAGUGAUGUCCUGUUAGUCAGAACCUCAGUGUGACACACGAACAAUAUGCCAGCAUUGUGAGAAUUUACUGAGUCCACCAUGUCCCUGGGCAUGAAACAUUGGCAAACUUGGAGAGACAGAUCUAUGCUUUUG
This is a messenger RNA of Talpa occidentalis (Iberian mole), 4235 nucleotides long. It is a transcript of the gene SNIP1, whose product is annotated as Smad nuclear interacting protein 1. The transcript is spliced from 5 exons. Bases 102 to 1295 code for a protein of 397 amino acids. Gene Ontology annotation, biological process: miRNA processing. NCBI's taxonomy places the organism in Eukaryota, Metazoa, Chordata, Mammalia, Eulipotyphla, Talpidae. The record is from RefSeq and is a predicted model, not a curated record. Gene Ontology annotation, molecular function: protein binding; mRNA binding. Gene Ontology annotation, cellular component: nucleus.